Molecule: messenger RNA, 2431 nt
Organism: Hemiscyllium ocellatum (epaulette shark)
Lineage: Eukaryota; Metazoa; Chordata; Chondrichthyes; Orectolobiformes; Hemiscylliidae
Product: beta-N-acetylhexosaminidase
Exons: 14
Coding region: 57-1781 (574 amino acids)
Biological process (GO): carbohydrate metabolic process
Molecular function (GO): hexosaminidase activity
Source: RefSeq, a predicted model, not a curated record
CGGGAAGCGGAAAAGGGAGAAUAGCAUUGGCAUAGACACGGAACGGACGAGUGAAGAUGUUUGGACGACGGGGACGAGGAUUACAGUUGGACAUGGCACGGAUAAACUGCAUGACUUUGCUGCGUUUCCUAGUUUUGUUGAUUGUAGUAAUAAUGGGUUUGAAGAUGUAUCCAAUAUUCAAAACAAAGCAAUUGAACACUAUUGCAAAAGAUAGCUUUUGGAGAAAGCGUGGAGGAGCAAUUACAAAUAACCAACAAAUGGAGCAUGAAGUAAUCCAAACCACACAGCAGGUAAAGGAAAUCAUAAAGGCAGAGGUGAAACCAGAGACUCGGAAACAGAAGGAUUAUGGCAUUUCAGGGAUGAGAAUUGUACACUUGGAUCUCAAAGGAGCUGCACCAAAACUUUCAUACUUGCAACAGAUUUUUCCCCUUCUGGCCAGCACUGGGGUGAACGGUAUACUAAUGGAGUAUGAGGAUACCUUUCCUUACCAUGACGACCUUGAAAUUCUGAAAUCCACCUAUGCAUUCAGUUCUGCUGACAUUGACAAGAUCCAACAGUUAGCUGAGAGCAAUAAUCUGGAGAUUAUUCCCCUAAUUCAAACCUUUGGGCACAUGGAGUUUGUUCUCAAGCAUGAUAAAUAUUGGAACCUCAGAGAGGUAAAGAAAUAUCCCAAUAGCCUGAAUCCCCAUUUGGCUGGCUCUUUGAAUCUGGUGAAGGAGAUGCUGUCUCAAGUACUCGAUAAACACAGCAAAUCUGGCUGGAUCCACAUAGGAGCUGAUGAGGUUUUUAAUCUUGGAGAAGGUACUGAAUCCAAACAGUGGAUCAACGAACAACGAGGAGACAUUGGAAAGAUGUAUUUGGACCACAUAAAGCAAGUUGGGAGUUUCGUGGUCAAAAGAUAUCCUGGAAUUAAGCUCAUCAUAUGGGAUGACAUGAUGCGAAAGAUUAAUAAAGAAAGAAUCAUUGAAUCUGGUAUAACCGAACAUAUUACCCCGAUGGUAUGGUUCUAUCAUCCAGACUUUAGAAUUGACCAAGUAGAGACAUUCCUUACCAAGUACAUGGACAGUGGAUUCAAGAAUGUCUGGUUUGCAAGUGCCUUCAAAGGGGCAACAGGUGUUAGCCAGAAUUGGACCCCCAUUAAGUUCCAUCUGGAAAAUCACCUCCAGUGGCUGCAGGUGAUGAAAUCCAUCUCAAAGUUCUCAUCUCUCCGCUUUCAAGGCUUGGCAUUAACAGGCUGGCAAAGGUACGAUCAUUUCUCAACUCUUUGCGAGCUGCUGCCAGUUGCAAUCCCAUCCCUGGUGGUCUGCAUGCAAACUGUGACACAUGGUUCUUUCACAGAGAAGGCGAAAACCAAAUCACAGCAGCUUUUGGGAUUUAAAAAUAUUAACCCAGAAAAUAAUUCGAGUGAAGGUGAAGGCACAUUUGCAGGAGCUGAGAUUUAUCAAAUGGUUCAUUGGAUUACUCAAAAUCUGAAAUCUGAAGUAAUUUCUGUUCUUGAAAAUAACAGAGAAAUCAAAGGCUGGUUCAAUCGCUAUAACAGGAAGCACCAGUUUGCAAAUCCUCGCAACAUGGAGCGUUUUGACAGUGAAUUACACAGAGUUCACAAAAAGUGGGAAGAGUACUUGGGAAACUUUCGUGCACAGAUGGAAAACAUUUACUUUCCCGACACUGUGGAGGAAUGGAUGGAAGUGAAUGUAAACCUGUACAUGGACCCACUUAGAGAACUUGUGAAGGACUAUAAGGAAAUUAUGGCACUAAUGACUGCGCCAAAACAAAAUUAGAAAAUCAACAAAAAACAAAUUCAGGAAUGCACUGCCAUUGGUGCAAAAACUGGAAGCCAUCAAUCUAAACUAUAUUCAGAAUGACAUAUUUUAACAAGAGAUCUAGGAUCAAAACUCAACAAAGCACAGGAACAAGAUCCUAUUUCAUUGCAUUUUAUUUCAACUUUGGAAAGAAUCUGAGCUGUUGAUUCUGUAUGGCUUCUUGCUUUUACCAGUCUGGAUCUGAUUGUGUGCAUACUCCAGAUUAAAUGUUUACAACUGCAGGAAGCUAUAUACCUGUAUCUCACUCUGUCUAUUCAAUUUCACCCUCAAACCUUGUGGCAAAAAAGGAUUACCAAGUAUCAUUAUGACCAACCACUGCUGCAAGCUCAGCAGGUGACUUCAGAAUUCAGAAGCAAGUAACUCAAUCUAGUUAAGGUACUGUACUUGUUUAGAGAAUUCAAAAUGAAUCGGUAAUUCUUGUUGUGCAGAGACAUGUUUGUUGUCAUCCUUUCUGAGUAUGUAUGAGCAAUGCAAGAGGACUUGGACUUUUAAAUAAUACAUAAUGGGGAAGUUGAUUUGUUUGCAGGGGAUUUACCAACAUAUUAGAUGAACUUUGAUUUAGAUUUUUUUUAUACAAGUUAUUUAAUUUUCACAUCAAUUUCUUCAUU